Clupea harengus (Atlantic herring) is the source of this 8630-nucleotide messenger RNA. RefSeq names its product MIB E3 ubiquitin protein ligase 2 (gene mib2). Gene Ontology annotation, cellular component: cytoplasm. NCBI's taxonomy places the organism in Eukaryota, Metazoa, Chordata, Actinopteri, Clupeiformes, Clupeidae. Gene Ontology annotation, biological process: protein ubiquitination. The record is from RefSeq and is a predicted model, not a curated record. Gene Ontology annotation, molecular function: ubiquitin-protein transferase activity; zinc ion binding; protein binding.
AACAUGGGAUCAUGGGUAUGCGGUGGAAGUGCAAAGUGUGCUAUGACUAUGACCUGUGCACACAAUGCUACAUGAACAACAAACACGACCUUGGCCAUCCCUUUGAGCGAUAUGAGACUGCACACUCUCUACCGUGAGUAUGGAACCAUGAGUGUGUUGAAUUAUAUCACCACAUGUAUUGGUUUAUGUAGAGUAAUCAUUUAUUCUUUGGAGUGGAAGAACAUAAAAUCGUGAUUGUAUUUUUCGAUUAAAUGGUCAUUAUCAAUGGAGAGAUUUUCAGGAAUGCAGUCAGGUCAUUUUGCAUGCAUCUCUCUUCAGGCAUUCUUACGGUAUUGAAACUUGAUCCUCUCAAUGCUCAAUGGGUACCACUUUUGUGUCCUUAUAUGGGGCAUCACAACUAAAUCAGUCCAGUGUUGCAAGAUAUGGCGAUUUGAGACAAGAGUGUGUCAGAGACCGCUUUUCUUAUUUAGCUGUAAAUACAUUCCCUAAAUGCAGUGUAGGUGAUAUAUCUCAGAAAAUGUUUUUGUUACUUUUCUUGAAAUCAUCUUUACAUCCCGAUGUAAAUGCUCUGACAAUCUAAAGAAAAAUAUCUGUCGUCUAUGGCAGCUUCAGGGCUGUACAAAGCCAUCCCAAAUGAAAUGUUUGGAUGGCCUAUCUGUCUAUCUGCCUGUCUGCCUAUCUGUCUAUCGGUCUAUCUGCCUGUCUGCCUGUCUGCCUAUCUGUCUGUCUGUCUGUCUGUCUAUCUGCCUGUCUACAGUAUACCUGCGCGCACUCUUCCAAUGCACUCAUUGGGCCUUGUGACUGCAGUCUUCCACAAGGCUAGGCAGACAUAUUGCUAUAAAAGCUAGAGGGCUAGUUGCACAAGAAUGGUACAGAAUGUCCUAGUUCCACCUAGUUACACAAAGCAUGAAACAAAAGAGAGAAGUACAAGGGAUGUGUACUGAAAGGCCUCCAUAUUUAACAAACACAAACUUUGUUAAAUACGAUACGCUACUGAUACAUGGGUUAAGGGGGUUGUGCAGGCACAGUCCAACACCGCCUCCUCUCAGGCAGUCCACCCAGCCACAGAAGUCCUCAGGCAGCAAAGGAGAUAAGGAGGAAAGGGUCUGAGGGAGACGAAGCCAGGCAGUGGUUUGUAGUUGGUGGUGUGGCACUUAGCAUAGAGCUAUAGCUUAGCUCUUCAACCCAACACCCUGGGAGAUCAGGAGGUAAAGAAAAAUGAGAGAGUUGAAGGGAUUGAAAAGUGUUGCUAUGGUUGCUGUAUUUCUUUUGGACAGGUCAUUUAAAAUGUAUAAAUUAAUUGUUUGUUUUUUUGUUUAUUUAUUUAUUUAUUUAUUUAUUUAUUUAUUCAUUUAUUUAUUUAUGGAUUGAUUAAUUGAUUGACAUUUUUUUAUUGUAGGUUAAUUUAUUUUUUAUAAAUAAUUGUCAAUGAGAGGGAUGCCCCUUUUUUAACUUGAGCACCCCACACGAUGCCUAUGCACGGCCCUGGUUGUAACUGCAUUUCAGUCAACGUUUCAUUUCAAUGUUAUUGCAUUUAGCCACCCCACUGGUCACUGAUUGGUAGGCCUUUCAGAAUGGCUCAUUCAUUUUGCGAACAGCAGUUCCUGACUAUAGUCCCAGCAAAAUGUUUGGAGCAGUAGGUGGCUAGAUUUGGUAUGCCCCACAUUUGCUUUUAAUGACAGCAUGCAUGCAAGCUCCAAAAGAUUGUGCAAAACCUGAUGACCUGUGGUAUUGCAGCAUGAUCUGUCUUGAUCGUGCAAAGAGUAUUAGGCUUUCUGCUUUUGGCCUUCUGCAUCUACACAUCUGUCUAUAUAUAUAUAUAUGGACUGUCUCCCCUGUGCAGUUAAACAGACUUCUAUGCCCCUGAAGCAGGACUUAAGUCAUUUAAUACAGUUUUGCGUGAUCUCGACUUGAAUAAGAUUGACACAAAUCUCCAACCAAUCAGGUGUAGAGAGCUGUGGUAACAUUAGAAAGGAACUGAAUAGAACUUUACUAUUUAUGUGCACAUUUUGUAAAAUUUCCUUUAUUUUACUAGAGGCAACCUUGUUCGGGAUAGUUGUUUACCUUAUUCCAACUUUUAAUGUGGUUUGCAAGAGACCGCUGAGACUGUGUUGAUCAAUGUUCAAUGCAUCUAACAGAAGUCUUUCCAGUCUUGAUAUGAGCCGAAAGUGAAGGCAGUGGGCAGAUCAACACAUCCUAUCAACUUAAAGAGUGAGUGCGAUAGUAAGCAGAUUCUUUAACUUAAAAUGUUACUAUACAAUCGAGUGGUAAAUGGGAGCUUUUUGACUAAAUGUAGCCUACCUCUGACGGUGUGGUAUGUACUGAUGUUUAUAAUUGCGCUGAAAGUCAGUCAGUCAGGGAUGGGUGUGUGGUAUCAUUUGAGAUAUCAUUUGAGCCAGCUCUCAUGAGUCAUUAUCUCACCAGGCAACGUCACGCAAAAUGCACGUACUCUUAACUGCAAUUACUCAUAAGUGAAGUAUCGUAAAGCUGUCCUCAUUAAAAGUACAUUUUGAUUCUUCAAAUUCUCCCAUAGGUCAAAGGUCAUUUUGUUCAGAGUGCAUUCUAUUGUUGAAUCAAAGGUCAAAGGCCAUUUUGUUCACAGUGCAUUCUGUUGUUGAAUCAAAAGUCAAAGGCCAUUUUGUUCACAGUGCAUUCUAUUGUUGAAUCAUAGGUCAAAGGCCAUUUUGUUCACAGUGCAUUCUAUUGUUGAAUCAAAGGUCAAAGGCCAUUCUGUUCACAGUGCAUUCUAUUGUUGAAUCAAAGGUCAAAGGCCAUUUUGUUCACAGUGCAUUCUAUUGUUGAGUCAAAGGCCAUUUUGUUCACAGUGCAUUCUGUUGUUGAAUCAAAGGUCAAAGGCCAUUUUGUUCACAGUGCAUUCUAUUGUUGAAUCAAAGGUCAUAAACCACAAAAUGCCUCAAAAAGCCAAAGUUGGUCUUCCUCUACUUUUCAGCAGUUUUAACAAGUCAACAAGGCAGAAUAAAAUCGACCACUUUCUUAGCAAAAAUCUAUACAAUUAUUAAUAUAUAUAAAUAUAAGAUAUAUCUAUUUAUAUAUAGAGAGAGAGAGACAGAGAGAUGAAUAUAAACUCUACGUGUACGCCAAAGUGCCAAGUCUGUAGAGAAGGGAUUACUCAAGUCACUGUGUGCAAGCUGAUUAACAUGGCUAUGUGGAGACGGCUGUUGUUGCUCAAUCUUCUCUGUGCUCUUAGUGCAACAUUGGUAUAUUUGUGUUUGUAUAUGUUUAGAUUAGUUUAUUUGUUAGGUGUACUAUGUCUAUUAGACUGUUCCAUUCGUUCUAUACACUUGUGUGCCAUUUCUGCACAUGAUCAUGGAGGUGUUUGUCAACAGUGACGGGUUUAGUGCACCUCUAGCACAGACAGCUCUGUUUGGAGAGCGUAGCCCGGACUAUAUUUAAACAUCCACCCCGAGUGGCUUUGCUGUAGAAGAGGCUUAAGUGGGGAGGAGGUGUGGGACAUACGUGAUGUUUUUAAUGACAUGAGAGCGCGCAUGUGUACAUACAUUUGAACUGCGUGGGGUGGAGCUCUUCUAGACGUUGAGGAGCGCAAAGCAGAUCUACUUGAAAUAAAUCAGAUGCACAGCUGCCAACAUGGGAACCAGGAAGUUAUGGAUUUCUCUUUUAAGCCCCAAACAAGUCCUGUAACCAUAACUGUUACAGUUCUUUUGUAGGCUGUUCGUUUUUAAAUAACAAGGAAAAAGAGAACAAGGAACAAGCUGUUGAAGGCGGGAACAGAUAAAUCUGGCUAUGUUUAUCUGCUUUCUAUUUCCACUGUGGAAGGCCAAUGCAGGAAAAACUGUGGCCCUUUUGUUAACCAGGAAGGACCAGGAGCAUUGACAGGAAUUACAGAUUUGUGUAUAGUUUUGUCUCUUUGUGAAGAAGAUAUGGGAAUAGGCAGCUCCUUUGCACCACCAAGAUCAGAUCAAAUCUUUACUAUAAGAGUGAGCUUGGCACCAAGGCAAAAUCUGUCGCGGAUUAUCCUUAAAGGCAUCUUUCAGGGAGUGAAGGUUGUGCGUGGACCUGACUGGGAUUGGGGCAGUCAAGAUGGAGGCGAGGGCAAGGUUGGCAAGGUGGUGGACAUCCGUGGUUGGGACACAGAGUCCGGGCGCAGCGUAGCCAGUGUCACUUGGUCUAACGGUACCACCAAUGUGUACCGGAUGGGCCACAAGGGCAAAGUGGACCUCAAAUACGUCUCUGAUGUGCAGGGUGGAUUAUACUACAAAGAGCACCUUCCAAAUCUAGGGGAGCAUGCAGAACUGCAGAGCCAGGAGAGUACAGAUGGGCAUGUCUUUCAGCAAGGAGACAAAGUCAAGUGUCUCCUGGAAGUGGACAUCCUUAAACAAAUGCAGGAGGGACACGGCGGAUGGAAUCCCAAAAUGGCUGAGUACAUUUUCAGAAUCGGAACCGUCCACAGGAUCACAGAAAGGGGUGAUGUUCGUGUACAAUAUACCAAUAAUAUCCGCUGGACAUAUCACCCUGGAGCUCUUACCAAGGUGAACACAUUUGGUGUGGGUGAGCUGGUCCGGGUGUUGGAAGACAUUGAGAGUGUUAAGCGGCUCCAGGUUGGCCAUGGCGAAUGGACGGACAGCAUGGCAUCUGCCCUAGGGCAGGUUGGUAAGGUGUUGAAGGUGUACGCUGAUGGGGACCUGCGCGUGGCCUUUGGCAGCCAAACAUGGACAUUUAACCCAGCAUGCAUUUGUGCCCAGCCAGUGGAAGUAAACGCCAAUUUGAUGACAACUGAGAACCCGAGUCAGUCAGGAUGCCGUGUCAUCUCUGUUCUAGAGAAGCUGCUGUCCCAGUCGACAGAGCAAGACAACCCCAGCAGGCUAGUGAUUGAGGCUGCACGUGGCAGUGCCACCAAAGUACAAGAGCUGCUGCAGAAAUUCUCAGACAAGGUUGAUAUACAGAACCAGGGGAAGACGGCACUGCAGGUGGCGGCCCAUCAGGGACAUGUGGAGGUGGUGAAGGUUCUGCUGCAGGCCAACAGUGACAUCCAGCUGAAAGAUGAAGAUGGAGAUGCUGCUCUACAUUACACAGCCUUUGGGAACCAGGUGGAGGUUGCACGGUUGUUGUUGAGUAAAGGGGCAGAUGUAAAUCUUCUGAAUAACUCCAUGUGUACCGCCCUCCAUAUCGCUGUCAACAAAGGGUUCAACGAGGUGGUCCAGGUUUUAACUGAACACACAGCGGAUGUCAACCUUCAGGACUCUUAUGGAGACACCCCACUUCACGAUGCCAUUGCUAAAGACUUCCAGCAUAUUAUUGAGAUCCUCACAUCAGUGCCCAGUAUUGAUUUCACCCUUCAGAAUAACCGUGGUUUCAACCUGCUGCAUCAUGCUGCUCUGAAAGGCAACUUGCUUGCAACAAAGACUAUACUAGAACGGGCACGGCAACUAGUGGAUGUGAAAAAGGAUGAUGGUUUCUCAGCAUUGCACUUGGCUUCCCUCAACAACCACUGUGAAGUUGCUAAAAUUCUCAUCAAAGAGGGUCGCUGUGAGGUCAAUAUCUGCAACAACCGCCACCAGACACCUCUACAGCUGGCAGUCACCCAAGGUCAUUCAGAGCUGAUCCAGCUGCUGGUGGUAGAAGGGGCAAGCGUGAACAUGGAGGAUGAAGAAGGGGACACCGCCAUGCACGUAGCGCUCAGCCGAGAGACACUGGCAAAUGUCAUGAUCACCGCAGACGGAGAGGGUUCCUCCUUGCUCAGCCUGCUAAGCAGAUCUGGACUGGUGGGUAACACAGAGCUGAAUCUGGGCACUGCCAUCGCCUGCUUCCUAGCACAAGAGGGCGCUGACAUCAAUUAUGCCAACCACAAGGGCAAGAGUCCACUUGACCUGCUCACCAAUCCCACUCUUCUGCAACUCAUCAAGAGCUUCUCUGAGAAACACAGGUUGCAGCAGCUCCAGGCAGUCACAUGUGGUACCAGUGGCAGCACUAGCAGCUUGAGAAGGGUUCAUACCACACCUAAUACCAUGACCAACUUGGCCAUGCCCUGUACUCCUGGCCCAAGUGAAUGCCUCAUUUGUUCUGAACUGGCACUCCUUGUGCUGUUCUCCCCCUGCCAGCACAGUGUGGCUUGUGAAGAAUGCGCUCAUCGAAUGAAGAAAUGCAUUAAAUGCCAAGUCACCAUCACUAAGAAAAUUCGUCAAGACCAAACGGAGGUGGACUUCAGUCCCGGCUCUGAGAGCUCCGAGCAGCACAACCUGCUGGAGCAGCUGCAGUCCCGCUACCGCCAGAUGGAGGAGCGCAUCACCUGCCCCAUCUGCAUCGACAGCCACAUCCGCCUUGUAUUCCAGUGUGGCCACGCCUCCUGCAUUGACUGCAGUGCCGCGCUGAAAACGUGCCCUAUCUGCCGACAGACUAUCCGGGAGCGCAUCCAGUUAUUUGUAUGACUACGCUAUGACUCUGCUGUCUCUCCGGUCAUGGUUGUACAUAUCUCCUAUUUGCUUAAUGCAGUAGACAUUGUGACGGUAGGUAUUGACUGGCCUUCAGCUUGUGAUGGAAGUCAAGCAUCUGCUUUUGCCCUAGUCAGAUAUUUAAAUGAAGGGUGAGGGUAGGUGGAGGAGUUCAUGUACACGCUGCACCUCGUCACUCCUCCCUGCUUCUUACGGCCUGUGUGUGCGCACGCGCAUCUGCAUCCCUUUUUGAAUGUGUAUAUGUUGUCAUCUGCAUCCCUUUUUGAAUGUGUAUAUGUUGUCAUGUUUUUCCGCAUAUGUACAAGUGUGUCUACCAUGGGAACUGUUGCUGUUGUUACAAACCAGAGCAAGAACAAACAUGCCAAUGUGACUCUCUAAUCAUGUCACAUAAAGGUUAUAAAUCCUACUUUAAAAUGCCAGGACACCUCAAAACGGCAAAAAACAAGAUUGAGUUUGCUCUAGAUUUAAUAUACUCUUACAAAGUCCCAUCCUCACCUAUCAAAACCUUUCCACAAGAAAUUGCCAUGAUCACUGUAACUCCCACGUUUAAUCUACUUGCUAACAUAAUUAUUAACAAAUCAUGUAUAUAUUUAAGGUGUAUUUAAGAAAGAGAAAGGUUAAAGUCAUUCAAAUGUUUGCAGGUUACACUCAAGGCAUGUACAGGUAUCCUAGUCAUUCUCUGAUUAGAUUAGUUAAAAGUACAGUCCACGAUUUGAAUCCAAUUCAGCACAUUUCUCCCCAUGGUCCUCAAGCUGUCGAUUCUCUAUUUGUACUAAAAAAAAACUCUGGUGUUUGUACACAAUCCUGUGUUUGUAAAUGGGAAACAAACAGUGUGGCUAGGAGCAAGCCAUCCACUAUUCCAGCCAAUCAACACUUCUUCGGGAGCACAGAAGGGAGGGUGUCAUUCUAUUGACUGUUGAGCUCAAAUAUCAUCAACUUUUCACGAGACUCACAGACCACCCUCUGAUGUGUCUCACCCCAGACUCACAGACCACCCUUUGAUGUGUCUCACCCCAGACUCACAGACCACCCUCUGAUGUGUCUCACCCCAGACUCGCAGACCACCCUCUGAUGUGUCUCACCCCAGACUCACAGACCACCCUCUGAUGGGUCUCACCCCAGUUGUAAUAUGGAAUUGAUUGCCCAAAUUAGUUUUUGUUAUCACAGCCCUUUUUGUCCAGACUCAUGCUUAAGAUCCGUUGUCUGUAGUGCUUAAUCAAAUUUACCAGUAAUGGUAAUUUAACAGUAGUUUAAUUUUGGGGGAAACAAUCCCCUUUCAGUUUUGCAUCCGAAUAGGAACUGUAAUUUGAACAAUUGUGAUUUACCACAUCAUUUAAGAGAUACAUUCAUGAAAACAUGAAUUGGUAUUCAUAUUCAAUUGGUAUCGGUCGUCUCACACCUGCAUCAGACUACAAGAAAACACCCAUUCUUGUUCUCUCCUUCCCCCGUCCCUUGCAAAAAUGAGGAUUGUACUCAUUCCAGUGAAUUUAGCCCACAUGUUUUAUGUUUGUCUUAUUUAAUGGAUGAAUGUAUUCAGUGAAACGGAAAAUUUGGUAUCCGUUGCAUUAUUGUAUUUCAUAAAAGAUAUAAUGAUAAAAGGUAUUCUGGUGGCCAGAAUGAGGAACACAUUUGUGGGGCACUACCAAGGUGCUAAUAUAGACUUUAAUGUUGGGGAUGUGGCUGGCCAUCACACCUGAGGGAGACAGAUGUUUGAAACUCUAACAUCAGUGCCAAAACCUUUCCAUGGGUAGGGCUUGAUAGACUUUUGAUAGACAGUGCAUCCUAGAUUGUUCUAGAUGCAGAACUGUCUGUGAAUUUUCAGUUAAUCUUUUUUAAGUGAAGCAGUUCAAAUGUCAUAUUGGAUGUUUGCAUAAUAACAAGACAAAUAUUAAGUCAUAUCGUAAACCAGAGAUAAAACAACACAUUUUAUUUACAUACAUAUGUGGUAUACAACUUUUCUGAAUACGUAGCAAGACUGUUAGUAGAAAAGGGGGAAUCUGGGCAUCUAGUACAUUUAAGUAACGAAAUUAAGAUAUAUAUUAUGAGUGUGUGUAAAUUUGUAUUUCAUGCUUAUUCAUUUUAGCACUUGGAAUCCUCAUAUGGGCCUUACUGUUCGUUUCAACUAUUUUAAUGGUUGUUGAAUUAUUGUUGACUUGGUGAUCUGUAAAAUAUUUUCAAAUAAAUAUUUCGUUUUUUUUGUAA